GUUUCGGACUGCGGCCGUCUUGACGCAUGUUGCGUCACUGCUGCUUUAAAGCAAGCAGAGAGUCGAGCUGUUCCGAACAGAGCCAGGCCACAAAUCCCGAACCAAAAUGGCCCGCUUCAGAGCCUAAAAAAAAACAAAAACCCGGACUAAAACCAGGGCUAAAGACCCGGACUAAAACCUGGAUCAAAAGCCGUAAAUUCAACCCGGAAACUCCCGGGAAGAAAACGGGAUUAAACCCCGAGUCUCGGGACAUUUAACCCGGAGUGAAGACGCCUCAGUGACAGGACGACCAAUCAGCAGCCAGCAGGUCAAAGGUCUGCUCCUUCAGACAUGGCGGACGCCGAGGUCUCCCUGUCCCCGGCCCUGCGGGCACUCCACCUAAGCCCCGCCCACUCGCCCCCGCCCCCGCCCCCGCCCGCGGGCACCAUGGCGGCCUCCUCCUCCUCCCCGACCACCUUCUCCUGCCCGUCCUCCCCCUCCAGCGCCUCCUCUUCCUCCUCCUCUUCCUCCUCUUCCUCUUGUUCAGAGAGUUCCUCCGACUGCCCCGCCCAUCACCACCACCACCACCAUCACCACCACCAUCACCCGCGCCCGCUGCCCCCCCCGCCGCCCCCCCCGCCUGGGGAGCAGCCGUCCUCGCCAAGCGCCAGCCCCCGCAGCUCGAGCCCCAGCGGCAGCAUCGGCAGCACGGGCAGCCUCGGCAGCAGCAGCAGCAGCAGCGCCAGCGAGGGCAUCGGCAGCAGCGGCACGUCUAGCGCCGGUGGUGGCGGUGGGGGGGGCGGGGGGGCGUGCGACCCGCGCGGCCCCAGCCCCCCGCUGGACGUCAUCUCCGAGGACGCCAUGGAGAUGGACCUCGCUGUCGAUCAAGUGAUCGACCCUGAAGUGGCUCUGAAGGCGUGCCAGGAAGUUCUCCUCCAGGUGCAGCUGCAGAACAGGGAGGUGCCUGAGCAGCAGCAACAACAACAACAACUAAACAACAACAACACGGACGUAACGGAGAGCGCCGGUCCUCAGUGGGACGCCGGCUCCAUCAGAGAAGAGGAAGAGGAGGACGGCGAGGAGGAGGAGGAAGAGAAACGCGGCUCCGUGAGAGAGAUAUCCGAGUCUACUUCCUCUUCUGCUGCCGCGUCCAAACAGUCGUGGCUGCUGCGCCUGUUCGAGUCCAAGCUGUUUGACGUUUCCAUGGCGAUCGCCUAUCUGUACAAGUCAAAGGAGCCCGGCGUGCAGGCGUACAUCGGGAACCGGCUCUUCAGCUUCCCGGACAGCGAGGUGGACUUCUACCUGCCGCAGCUGCUCAACAUGUACGUGCACAUGGACACGGAGGUCGGGGACGCCAUCAGCCCGUACCUGAUCUACCGUUGCCGCGGCGGCAUCGCCUUCUCCCUGCUGACGGCGUGGCUAUUGGGCGCCUACUCCUCCGACAUGCACAUCUCCACGCAGCGCCACUCCAGAGGGGCCAAGCUCCGCAAACUCAUCCUGUCCGACGAGCUCAAACCUUCGUCUCCGCCGCCGGACGCUCACAGCAGAGCGUGCAUGGCGUCCGUCUCCGGCAGCCCGGCGACCUCGCCGUCCCACGCCCGCCGCUGCCACCGGAGACACAACAGCAGCAGCGUAGAGUCCUCGCUGUCUCUCUGCGCGGCUGGCACCGCCCCGGCAAAGGCCGAAGCCGACAUCGACGUGUUUGUCUCGCCGUCCCGCCGGACGCACCAGAGGUCCAAGUCAGACGCCACCACAGCGAGCAGCGGGCCCGGCGCUGGCCUCCGGCGGACAGGAAGUAACCCCAAAGUGGAAGCUGUCCAUGAGGAGCCGGACCGCCUGCGUCCUCAGCGUGAGCUGGUGAAGUCCCUGCUGGGCAUCGGGAAGCGUUUGGCGACUCUGCCGACCAAGGAGCAGAAGACGCAGCGGCUGAUCUCGGAGCUGUCGCUGCUCAACCACAAGCUGCCGGCACGCGUCUGGCUGCCCACCGCCGAACACCAGCACCACGUCUGCCGCGUCCCGCACACGCAGGCUGUCGUGCUCAACUCCAAGGACAAGGCUCCGUACAUCAUCUACGUGGAGGUUUUGGAGUGCGAGAGCUUCGAGACGUCUCCGGUUCCCGUCCGGAUCCCGGAGACGAGGAUCCGCUCGGCUCGCUCCGCCGAGAACCUGGACUGUGGCGUCAGCGCGGCUAACGCUAUCGCUAACGGCGGCAGCGGGAUGACGUCGGAGCACCGAGCAGGAAGCUUCUCCACCGUCCCCAACUACGACAACGACGACGAGGCCUGGGCCACCGACGACAUCGGACAGCUGCAGGUGGAGGUGGAGACUCAGACCAGCAGUUCUGAUAACAUCAGUCAGUUUUCAGUCGACAGCAUCACGAGUCUGGAGAGCAAAGAGCCGGUUUUCAUCGCCGCUGGAGACAUCAGGCGGCGUCUGUCGGAGAACCUCGCCCACACGCCGACCUCGUUCCGGCGAGACCCAGAGGACCCGUCAGCCGUCGCUCUCAAGGAACCCUGGGAGGAGAAAGUCAGGAGGAUCAGAGAAGGCUCUCCGUACGGUCACCUGCCCAACUGGCGGCUGCUGUCGGUCAUCGUGAAGUGUGGCGACGACCUCCGUCAGGAGCUGCUGGCCUAUCAGGUGCUCCGACAGCUGCAGUCCAUCUGGCAGCAGGAGAGAGUUCCUCUGUGGAUCAAACCGUAUAAGAUCCUGGUGAUGUCGUCCGACAGCGGGAUGAUCGAACCCGUCCUCAACGCCGUCUCUCUGCACCAGGUGCGUAAGCAGAGCCAGCUGUCUCUGCUCGACUACUUCCUGCAGGAACACGGAAGCUUCACCACCGAAGAGUUCCUCACCGCGCAGAGGAACUUCGUCCAGAGCUGCGCCGGAUACAGCCUCAUCUGCUACCUGCUGCAGGUCAAAGACAGACAUAACGGGAACAUCCUGCUGGACUCUGAGGGCCACAUCAUCCACAUCGACUUCGGCUUCAUCCUCUCCAGCUCUCCUCGGAACCUCGGCUUCGAGACGUCCGCCUUCAAACUCACCUCGGAGUUCGUCGAUGUGAUGGGCGGUCUGAACGGCGACAUGUUCAUCUACUACAAGAUGUUGAUGCUCCAGGGUCUCAUCGCUGCCAGGAAACACAUGGAGAAGGUUCUGCAGAUAGUGGAGAUCAUGCAGCAAGGUUCCCACCUGCCCUGUUUCCACGGUUCCAGCACCAUCCGCGGCCUGAAGGAGCGCUUUCACAUGUCUCUGACGGAGGAACAGCUACAGCUGCUGGUGGAGCAGCUGGUGGACGGAUCCAUGCGCUCCAUCACCACCAAACUCUACGACUCCUUCCAGUACGUCACCAACGGCAUCAUGUGACCGCUGACCACGACGACAACAACUCCGUCAGACACUGAUUAGGGGUGUAAAAUACAACUUUUCUCACGAUAAAUCGAUUCUUUGGACAAUGAUACAAUAUUUUCUGAUUUCUUAACCCUUGUGUUGUCCUCGGGUCAAAUUUGACCCGUUUUCAAAGCUUUUUAUAACAGAAAUAUGAGUUUCUUAACAACCAAAUUGCCCCAAAAUAACUUGAAUGCACGCAUGUACGUUGUAUGGAACCCAGACAACAUAUACAUCCAUGCAUCCAUGUUCUUCGCUGGUAAGAUUAAUGAUUACAUCCACUGAAUUUUGGUUGUUUUAUUUAAUUUCAUAGCAUUUGAAAAA
This is a messenger RNA of Sander lucioperca (pikeperch), 3681 nucleotides long. Its product is annotated as phosphatidylinositol 4-kinase beta-like. Gene Ontology annotation, biological process: phosphatidylinositol phosphate biosynthetic process; phosphatidylinositol-mediated signaling. The transcript is spliced from 15 exons. Gene Ontology annotation, cellular component: membrane; cytoplasm. The coding region runs from base 331 to 3336 and encodes 1001 amino acids. The record is from RefSeq and is a predicted model, not a curated record. Gene Ontology annotation, molecular function: 1-phosphatidylinositol 4-kinase activity. NCBI's taxonomy places the organism in Eukaryota, Metazoa, Chordata, Actinopteri, Perciformes, Percidae.